Halteromyces radiatus is the source of this 1293-nucleotide messenger RNA. RefSeq lists its product as uncharacterized. The transcript is spliced from 6 exons. The record is from RefSeq and is a predicted model, not a curated record. NCBI's taxonomy places the organism in Eukaryota, Fungi, Mucoromycota, Mucoromycetes, Mucorales, Cunninghamellaceae. The coding region runs from base 1 to 1293 and encodes 430 amino acids.
AUGCGACGUUGGCAAUUCUUUACACCAGAAUCUCUCAAUGAUAUGACUCAAGAUGGACUUGAACAAAUCUUUGGUCAAUACAUUCAAACUAUGGAAGCUUUUCGACCUAUUAACUUGGAUGAUGAUGACGAUGAUGAUGAAUUAUGGGCUGAUGAAGAAGUUUUGACACCUAGUGAUAAUCAACUUGAAUUGACCGAUAUGUCUUUAUCAUCUACUAGUACCAAAAGACCUACAACGACGAAAAACUCCUCAACUUCAUCUUCCUCUACAGAAAAUAAUCAAAGACGCAAAUCAUUAGCCAAUAUGCGAAAUCGUCUCAGCUGGACAAGUGAUACUGGACUCUCUGCAAACAGUGCUGUUGCUCAAACGUGGGCAAAUGAAUUGAUGACAAUGUUCAAUAUGGAAUUCCAAGUUGAUACCAGUCUUACUCUUAGUACUGCACCAAAAUUACCGGAGCUACCUUUUAGUUCACGACAUAAUCAACACAAACGCCGAUCACGAAAAUCUCAACGCUAUUCGACAGACUCUUUUAUGAACCUAAUACCGGCUUUUGAAACAUUUAAUUUGGAAGAACUUGACCGACAACUUCCCAUUGAUACAUUACAACAACAAUCAAAACCUGGACCAAUCCGAUCUUCUUCUCUCAAAUGCAAGUCUCAAUUUAAAUCUCAAGAUUCAUCACCAUCAGCAAAGAACAAGAGUACAGAUAUUUUGAAUGGUCUCGUCAGUGCUCUUAGUGGUGUCAAAGGUGAAAAGGCACUAUCCAAAAAAAAAUCUAUCCGACGAUUGGCGGCUUUGGUGACCGGUAACACAAACAAUAGCAAAAACAAUAGUCAUCUCUCUGUUGCUGGAAAUACAUCUCGUCUUUCUAUUGCUUCGACUUCAACUUUAUCAUCUACCAAUUCUGUUACGAUGAUUGCCACCAAAACGCCUUUAUUUCAACAACACAAACCGCUACCAGAAACUCCACCUAUUAUCAACGAAGAAAAUAUUACCAAACGUAGAACAAGUUACACCAUGGCCCGACCUGUUGUCGUUGAACAACUCUUAACAUGUAUGACUCAUGACGAUCCUUCAUCAUCAUCAACAUAUCUCUCAACCGUCACACCCAAACGAUCGAAAUCCGCCUUUAUGAAAUUAAGUACCGGACUGGGCAAAGGACAAAAAAAAGCAUCAUCAAGGAAAAACAGCACAUCCUCUUAUUCCACGAUAGAAGAAACCAACACUACGGAAGCAAACUUUGUGAAACGGAUGGCAUCUUUAGGAAAGCGGAUGAAAUUACAAAGGGUUUAA